This is a messenger RNA of Momordica charantia (bitter melon), 1045 nucleotides long. RefSeq lists its product as uncharacterized. Lineage: Eukaryota; Viridiplantae; Streptophyta; Magnoliopsida; Cucurbitales; Cucurbitaceae. The record is from RefSeq and is a predicted model, not a curated record.
CAUGGCAAUUAAUUUUCAAGGUAAUGGAAUGAGAAUAUAUUGCAAGCUUUGUGCUGGAAUCUCUAGUGCAGUUCAACGUCAUUAGUUGGAGUGUCUUGUGCUCUUCUAACUUUGUCUUGACACCUAAGGAUUAGAAAGCGUUAUUUUCAAUAAGCUGUGAAGGCACUGUCAAAAAUGGAGCCAUUUUGAUCCCUAAAGUCAAGCAGCAGUAGGGGGCAAUUACUUCUCUAUAUAGUUCGGUGGCUCAUGAACCAACCAGCAAAUCUAGCUUCUGCAAUAUGGGAGUCUUUUAUCAAGAAGACCCACCAAAUUCUUCCAGGAAAUGCUUUCUAGCAGCUGCUUUGAAGGAUGCAUUCUGCAACUGCCAUACUUUUGGCAGACGCCUGCCAAAUUCCAACGCAGAGGACGAAAAUCCUGCGAGUGACCUCGAUGAUGAAGAGGAAGAAAUUGUAUCAGAAAUUAUAAGUCGAGCGAUGGAAAAGUUAAGACGAAAGACUAACCUGUCGGACAGCUUUUCCUGGGUUUUCUCACCUGCAACCAAAGAAUUGUAUAUUACUUCAAUGGAGAUUGAGAAAAUGGAUGAAUCUGGAAAUGAAGAUAACACAGGAGAUGAGUUCUUCUCUGUUCAGAGUUUUCUCACAUGUUGUUCAAGUGCUGCAACCAAUGAAGCAUUCUUUUCUGUGGAGGCCAACUUCUCCCGAUGUUCAAGCUUGAAUGGUCUUGAUUUUCUAGAUGAAGAUCUCCGCAGGCGCUCCAUCUUGCAAGAAUUCUGUCAUUGCGAAGGAUGGCCGUUCGGUCUUUGCAGGAAGGCAAUAUUACUUCCACCUCUCCCCAAGUCACCAUCUGAAUCUUGGUCAUGGAGUAAAGCCACCAAAGUCGUAAAGACGUAUUGAUGUCUAAAACAGUGCUAAGUUCUGUUUUUGUAUUCUUGUUUCUGUUCGCAAGAACUUGGGGAGCAAAAGAGCCCAACAUAGCUCCAAGCAGUUACAAAAUUCAUCAAGCUGUUGAUUUGAUUAUAUCUAACAAUAAACAUGUCUUAGCCCUC